UAUAGCCAAGGAGGGAGUCUCCAGGGAUCUGUGGUUGGAUGGUGUUGUUUUUAAGGGGGGAAAGCUGUUUGUGCCACUGCAGCAGGUGUGACACUGAUGCUGAUUAGCUUAAUUAUAUGCUGGAAAAAGUGUGCAUGCAAUUGUGACAUUUUCUAAACUAAAUAACAUACAUUGUCUGACCAUGAGCAGUGGAAGCCUGGUGAUGUUAGUUAAUGUAAUAUUGUGGUACCGCUACAUCUAGUAUGACAAAAAAAAUGUAUGUAAAUACUUGCAAAGUUGUACUUUGGAACCAAGAGAUGAAAGACACAGCACAGGAAGUGCGCUGUUCAGGAGUGUAGAAGGUUGCUUUAAUGGGGGAGUUCCCUUUCUGUUUAUUAUUACCUAGUGUCCUAUCCUUGCCCUAUCCUGUACCUACCUCUAUUUCCACAAGUCAUUGUCUCACAAUGUCUCAGUAUCUGUUUCAAGUGUUUGCUAUCCAUUUCAGAAGUUUUCAGUGCCGCUAUUGUACAUUGGUUUAGUCUUUUGAUAUAAUCUCAUCAAUCAUUAGCCCAAAGCAUGCCACAUGUACCCGCCUUAUGCUUUGAAUAUCAUAUAAUCCACCGACUAGAGGUCUGCACAGGACUGCAGGCAGGAUCACACACCUACUUGCCCUCUAAGGAUUACUGACGAUAACCACCUGCACUGACAGAUGUGCCUUUUCAUACAUUUGGCACCAACAAGUCAUUCAAUGGGAACAUUUUUUAUUUUAUUUUAAUACUAGCAUGACGAUAAAAUAAAUGGUAGUUUGUAAACUUCAUCAUCAUAAGUGAACCAGCAAUAACGGGCUCACGACACAGUAGAUCUCUUUCAUGCAUGAUGUUUUUGUACUUUGUGUGUGUCUGUCUGCUUGCGUGCAGUUCUGGGUGAUGCUUUCAGGCCGGGCCAUGGACCAUCUCCUAACCCAUAAACUCGUUUUUUUUUUUGGCUGGUGCGAUUAAUGCUGCAUUGUCUAUUUGAUGCUUUGGUGUAUAUGAGCCUUCCAGUCGCUGCUUGGCCCUGCGGUCCUCUCUGAGCUAGUCUGUCGCUGACUGGCACUGUAGCUACUGUGUGGCAGGCAAAGAAAGUGGGUCACGCUGCAGCAGCAUUAGAAGGAUGGCGCCUCAAUGUGGGUCUUGGCCAGUACACGGCUUUGGAGCAGCAGCAGCAAUCUGCUGCAACACUAAUGUAUAUUACAUCUUCAAACAUCCAUGUCAAAACAGAGGAUAAGAUAUAGUGCAUGUACAGAAAAAAAAGAAGAAAAGUUGACACUACUUGCCAGUGAUGCCUGAAACGUUGAUGACUUUUCACUUUGUUAUUGAUACAUUACAUAUGUGUUGUUCAUUGUCGGUAAUUAUGAAAUUUGGCUCGUGUGUAAAUCCAGGGAUUGAGGCUUACUCUAACCAUAGAUGCUGGUACUGGAUUGAGUUGCUAGACCAGCAUCAGGGCAGAGCGCCAAUGACCCACUCUAUAUAAAAACUACACAGUUGGUGCUCUGAUCAAAGUAGGGCAAAAAAAUAAAGAAGACAUAUCCAACUGUACGUUUCUGCAACGUGAUUAAGAAGCUUUUUUGCUGUUUGAUCCCUCUUCUAGGCCUUGAAAUUAUUAUAUACAUUUCUGGAUUCAGUUCAUAUUAAGUGGCGGUGUCUUGUAAACCGAUGCCCGCUAGACAUAUCUGAGUGAUAUACAGUGUGUAUAUAUACAUAUAAUGUGAUAUAUCAUUGACAUUAUAUUGUAAUGGUAAAACAGCAAGUCAAUGGCACUUCUCCUGCAACCCAAGCCAGCGUCAAUGUCUUUACAGUUUGGGGUUAUCAUAACAGUGAAGCUUUGGAGAUUGCACACCCUUGAGGCUAAGCAGAGGAAGCCCUGUGUGUGUGUGUGUGUGUGUGUGUGUGUGUGUGUGUGUUUUACUGGUAACUGUCCUUCUGGUGGUGGCCCAGCCCAGAUUAGAGAUAAUCUCCCAUGCAGACUGAACGUCAUCAUCCACGAUUGGACGACACGCCAGAGAUGACCACCAUUGCACCUACCGUGUCUCACAACAUCAAAAGUGCUCACCUGGCAGUGAUGGAUGCCUUGAUGACCAUGGGAGCCAUGGAGACGGUGACUGCGGUGAAGACGCGUGGUUCUGUUGAGCUACUGGGUGGAGCCUCCAACUGGAAGGAUGCUCUUCUUAAUUGGGUUAAUGGGUUAAACCAGAAGUUGAGAGAAUGUACUGAAGGAGCCCAGAAUGACCCGUCUCAGGCCCUUGCAGAGCCCCAACCUGUUCAACCCUCUCUCCGCUACAGGAAGGAUAAAUUGCAGUCCAAACAAAAGCCCAUCUUUCCAGUGGUGAAGGGCGUAAAAGACCUGUCCAGUGGUUGUGCUGUUGCUGCAGUCAUACAUUACUAUUGCCCUGGCCUGCUAAGGCUUGAAGAUGUUUGCAUGAAGGAGGCCAUGUCUGUAGCAGACAGCCUGUACAACCUGCAGUUCAUCCAUGAAUUCUGUGACAGCUGUCUGAAGAGCUGCUGUCACUUGGCACUGGAGGACAUGCUAUACACCCCACCGGAGCUUCAGCUCAAUUUGCUGAGCUUCCUAGCAGAACUACUUAGCUGGUUUGAAGUACGAAGGCCAGACUUUGUUCAACCAAUAGACACGUUGGAUGGAUCCACACCAGUAAUGCCAAGUAGCUUGAGUGGUAGCAGUACCUCCCCUUCUAUCUUCAAGAAGCCUUUCCUACCCAUCUCCUCUCCUGCAUCAGGAUCUUUGAUUCAGUCUACCUCAAUGUCUCAUAUAGAAGGAGUUGGAAAGACAUGGAGCAAAAAACCUCUCAGCCGCCCCAUGUCAGCGGUAUCCUUCAGCAUUCCUUUUGGCCUGGACAGUGAUGUGGACGUCGUGAUGGGCAACCCUGUGAUAACCCGCUCCGUGAGCUCAGACCAACUCAACCCAGCAGGCCAAAAUAUGACCCGGGUGCCCUACACCCCUCCUGAAGACCUCAGCCAUUUGCUCAGCAAAGCCCCCGGCUCCAACGGCCCACAAAGAGCUUCUUGGGCUACCCAGACUGCUAGUAUUCCAAGGUUGGCAGAGGAGAACGGCCUUGUGGCGAGUGAAACGGGAGAGCUGCCUACCAUUGAAGAGGCUCUCCAAAUUAUCCACAACGAAAGCAAGAUGGAGCCUCGUUUACACCCCGAUGGUGCUCCUGAUGGCUUCUACCUCCACUCUCCUGAUGACCCUGCUAGUUCCAGAUAUAGCAACUUAGCCCCCAUCAGCUGCUCUGCUCCUACACGCUCAGGAAUGAUGUACCGGCCCACGGGACAGUCCAAGGAGCCCACUCGCAUCAGAAACACCUCUGAAUGUUCUCGAGAUGAUGACUCGGUCUUGAGAGACGGCAGUGUAGACUCUGAUGCAUCAGAAGACCUUCCCAAAGCCCAGUCCACUCCAACCACACCAGCUGCUGGUUCACACUCUGCCAGAGGCCAUGGCAAAGAGGUCUCUGAUAGUGGUGUGAAGAUGACCAACUUUGCAGAACGCAAAAAGAAACAGAUUAUUGAUUCUCCUAAAGCCAGCGACCCCUCUUCCUCUUCUUCAUCCUCUCAGUCGACCACAUGGGCGCAAAAGUCUGAGGAAAGCCCCAGCAAGAGCCCUCAACUCAACAAUGAGAUGUCUGAGCUGGGAACUCGGCUUGAAGAAAAGCGCAAGGCUAUUGAAGCCCAGAAGAAACGCAUUGAGGCCAUUUUUGCAAAGCACCGACAAAGACUGGGGAAGAGUGCCUUUUUGCAGUUAAAGAAGGAGCAACGUGAGGGCGAAGGGGAAGGAGGGGAUGGUCAGAUAAGCACCUCAUCCACAGAAGAAGACCUCUCUCGCUUGACACUUGAAGAACGGCUAACUCGAAUGGAAGAGGAAGAGCGCACCUCAGUGGAGGAUGACGGUAAUGUCAAAGUAGGACAAACAGAUAAGCAGGUCAGUCACUCCAAAGAAAAGGCAGGUACACCAGGAGAGAAGGGCUCUGGUACUCAUGGUGAGAAAAUGGUAGCGCCACUAGGGGACUAUAACAAUGCCGUGUCCAAGCUGACUGCGGCUCUUAGCUCUCUGCAAAGUGACAUGCACCGGCUGACCGAGCAGCAGAACCACUUAGUCAAAAAGAAAGCUGUAAGUUCCAGCCCUAAAACCUCAACCCCGGCUGCUUCACGCCUAUCGCGCGAAUCCACCCGAGAUUUUAAUUCGGCCUCCUCCUCGCCAUCCCACAGGCUCAUAAACCACACCACUCCUCCUAAAUCCCCUAAAGUCCACCGUAGAGCCCAAUCUGUGCCCCCUAAAAGCCCCAAACACCAACAUGGCCGUUCCUUGGACGUUAAGGUUCCAGCCAUAUCAAGGGUUAUGACCGCGCCUCAAAACGUGGACCGAAUCCCUCACCUUCGUCGUGUCAGUCCUUGGCAAUCCAAAGACCAGACUUUGUCCUCGUUCUCCCUCGGUGACUCUGACGACCCGACUCCUGUCACCACGCCAACACUGACCCCGAUACCAACUCCUACCACUACUCCCUGUCCUGAUGACACGAUGUCAGAGGUCGGCUCCAAUGACGAUCAUAGUAUAUUUAGCAUGGACCUGGAGGCCGGGCCCUCCCAUGGCCUUUUGGGAAACAAGGAAAGGCUUGCAGAUGGGGGCUGCAGCUCUGGUGCCCCAUCAGAGUGCUCUUACGAGAGCGAUGCCACUGCAGGGAUGUCGAACGGCAAACACAGUAGCCUGAUAGAGAUCUCGCUGUCUGCUCUGCGAGGAGAUGGGGAAGACGACGACCAGGCACCGGACGCUUUCUCCGACUCAAUGAGUGAACGGCUGGAGCAAGAGGCGAAAGGAGGGGUCGGUUUCUUUUUCAAGGAUGAAAAGGAGCGACCAGAAGAUGAAAUGGCCCAGCGAAGAGCAGCUCUGCUGGAAAAACAGCAGAAGAGAGCAGAAGAGAUGAAAAGACGUAAACUUGAGCAGGAAAAGGAAAAAGAAGCAAACAAACCUCAGUGGAUGAUCAUCGAAGGCUGGGGCAACAAGAGUGAGGACAGACCCCAGACUCCAGGCACCUCUCCGGCAUCAGUCGAGGGCACUCCUCAGCGCAGAGGAGACUUCACUCGGCUGGAGUACGAGAGGAGACAUCAGCUGAAAAUCAUGGAAGACUUGGACAAGGUGCUGAGGCAGAAGCCCACCACGGUUCGCGGCGUCAAGAAGCAGAGAACCAAGGCUGUGUUCAGAGAUGACUCCGUCCUCUCUCGUAGCCCUGUGAGGGGUUUCAUGGGCACGAAGGUGUACUCCCGCUCGACCAUGAACCUGUCCUCCAUGGCUAAUGACUCUGGAGGCCUGUCUGUCAGGAAGUCUCCCAGCCGUUCACACUCUCCCUCCAGGCUAAUGUCACCAAGACGAGCGAGUGCUCACAAUGGAGAGAAGGACUGGGAGAACGGCUCCACUAUUUCCUCCCCCGCCUCAAUCCCAGAAUACACAGGACCAAAGCUGUACAAGGAGCCGAGCUUCAAGUCCAAUAAGUUCAUCAUCCAUAAUGCUAUCACCCGCUGCUGCCUGGCCGGCAAGGUCAAUGAACCACAGAAAAACAAGAUUGUAGAGGAGAUGGAGGCAAGCCAGGGCAACCACUUCCUCAUCCUCUUCAGAGAUACCAGCUGCCAGUUCAGAGCCGUUUACACCAUGAACCCUGAAACCGAGGAGAUGGUGCGGCUCACUGGUAUCGGCCCUCGGAUUAUUGCACCUGAGAUGGUCGAGUCCAUUUACAAGUACAGCUCUGACCGCAAGCAGUUCACUGCCAUCCCGUCCAAAACUAUGUCCAUGAGUGUUGACGCCUUCACCAUCCCGGGCCACUUUUGGCAAAAGCGCCCGGGAACUCCCAAGAAGCUUGGCACCCCUAAAUAAAGUCCGAGAGCUGGGUGAAGAUGGGUAGAGAUGUUACCAUUCAGGGAACCAGCUCCCAGCUUGACUAGCUCCUUUUGUCCUCUAUUUUGGCCAAUGAGGCACUUGCAGAAUCCAGCGAACUAGCAGUGGACAGCAUGACCGAUGAGGCUUUUGGCCAGCUCUCGAACUUGGAUUCCUGAGAGCAAUUCAGUCAACUCUACAUGCCAUGAGAACGGGCCAAUCACUUACUCAUUCAGCCAAUGUAGUUACAAUAGUUUCUCUCUUGAGGGCUUCUGAUUGGCUCCGCCUCGUCUACCUAGAUUGUAAAAUGUAAUGCGACUCUGUUGGGAUGAAGAAUGCUUUCCCUUGCACCCUGCCUCCUCAUGCCUUGCCUUACCCAGCCCCUGGAGUAAUGUGUGCAACUCUUAGGUAAGAAAGAGGGGACAGCUACACUGCCUUUGCCCAUACAGUAUUUUGGGCCAGAGUAGUUCCCGUCCCUCUCGAUUCUGAUUGCUUUUUCUGCCUUUUCUUCUUCUUCUUCUUCUUCUUCCAGAGCUGAGCUUCUCUCUCUCUCUCCAGUCUAGUGAGGCGAGUGGCUUAGCUCUCUGUUCUCAUAGGAGAUCUUAGCUGAAAAAUGACUGGCAGGUAAUGCUGCUCUCAUAAGAUUGUAGGGUCACACACAAACCACUCAUUCCAUUCAUGGGUGUUUUCACUGGAUUGUCAGGGCCAGAAAAAAGAAGUGUGGUGGGUGGUUCCUCUGUGGGCUGCACUGGCGGUGGCUACUAUGGUUGUCAUUGGACUCACACGCAUAGAAAACCGCCUGUGGCCCCCCGAGUUUGCGCAUUCCGCUCCAUUCCAACUCCUUCAGCUGUAGACAUCUGGAUGUUUUUUUUUUUAUACUAUUGUGACAUGUUUUUGCUGGACAAAUUUGCUACAGCCUUUUGAGCGCUGAAAGAAUGAAAUUCAUGUGACUUUUUUUUUUUUCCCCUCUCAAAUUGCUUUUCUCAUUUUCACCACGUAAUGAAUUGAAAUGUUAACUGAGCUGAUCUUUGAAACGCAAUACUGGAAACACGAAGGAGGGCUUUACCAUGUUUAUUAUUUCUCGGAUACAGCUGUGUGUGAAAAAUGAUAAUCGAUGCUGAUUUAAUAUAUUCUGAAUGCUGAUCACUUAGAUUUUUUUGACAAUGAUUUGUAAAAAGUAAGUUGACCUUUUUGUAAGCUAUGAAUAAGCUAGCCUGCUGCUUAAGCAUUAGUGAGAUGUAUGUUUGAGAUGAGUGAGUGUAAGAGAAUGAAAAUACAAAAAAAAUUGCUUAAACCUUUUUGUCUAGGGAUUAAUAAAUCCUUUAGGUUACCAGGAGUCUGUUUCCUAUUGUAUGACUCCCUGUUUGUGUGCUCCUGCAUAUUAACAGUUGGUUUCUUAUCGAAGGGUCGUUCAUCUUCCCCACACAGUCUGGAGAGACUCUUUCAUAUAUAACUGGGGGAAUGUAAGACGACCAUUUGUAAAACACCUCGUUCGGCAGUGUGUCCGUGCUGUUCGGGGAAAAAAAAACACUUGACCCUGCAGUUGCUUAUGAUCAGGUAAAUAUAUCGACAAGAAAAAGAUUGGGCUUGUUCCCCUGCUUUGCAGUCUCGAGGACGACAGCAGCUACCGCGGUGCAGCUGUCUUCUUUCAAAUCACUGAUUGCCUCCAAGAAAUGUUUUAUUUAAUUUUUUUUUUUAAAUGAAGUUCAAAUGUGGAAAACAAAUGUUAGGCGCCGCAUUCAGGAAAUGAGACUAUUGAUUAGAAGUGAGUGUGGAGGAGUGCAUAUGGAAUUAGUGGAUGUUUGUAUUUAUGCGUUUGUAAAGAGUAAUAUGUGGUAGUUAAACACUAUAUUUUGAUUCUGUGCAAUUCUCCCCUAGAAAUCCCCACGUUACCCAGAGGUGUAUUUAUUUAGUUUGCCUUAGAUGGUGCAAUUGAUGUUUUAGUUUCAUGUUCUACCUCCUGUCUUUUUUUUUUAAUUUUUUUUUUAGGUUAAGGUGGUAAGUCUCACAUUCAUUUCAUAGAAGUUGUCAUAACAUUUAUGUUGUAUCCUUUUUCUCUUCUCGUAUCAAACCUGUGCCAGCACAUUAUGUAUGAUCGUUCCAUAAAUUGACUAUGGCUAGCAACCAGACGAAUAAAAUUCCUCUUAAAAUCAU
Messenger RNA from Cyclopterus lumpus (lumpfish), 8049 nucleotides. RefSeq names its product calmodulin regulated spectrin-associated protein family, member 3 (gene camsap3). Gene Ontology annotation, molecular function: calmodulin binding; spectrin binding; microtubule minus-end binding. Lineage: Eukaryota; Metazoa; Chordata; Actinopteri; Perciformes; Cyclopteridae. The record is from RefSeq and is a predicted model, not a curated record. Bases 1978 to 5895 code for a protein of 1305 amino acids. Gene Ontology annotation, cellular component: microtubule minus-end. Gene Ontology annotation, biological process: cytoplasmic microtubule organization; negative regulation of microtubule depolymerization; neuron projection development. The transcript has 16 exons.